CCCUCCUGCAAGGCCACGAAGAUGAACCGGCUCUGCCUUUCUGCAGCCCUUCUCUUCCUCCUGGUUAUCCUGGUGGACAGCACCCCGGUGUAUGAACACCAUACCCAGGACCAAGGUCUGGAGACAAGCCAUAGAAGGGCACCUGAGAAGCGUUCAAUAAUAGACGUGAUUAGAAAUGUCAUCGGCGGUGUGGUUAAAGGUACCAAGAUAUUUCAUGGACUAAAAGGAUUGGCUGACAUAAUCAGUAAUGGAAUUCAAGGUCAGGUGAUGAUAUCUGGAACACAGCUUGAGAACCAUACAGUCGAGGAGUUCCCAACACAAAUACUCAAACAUGCAGCUUCUAAGCCUGAAUUCUGCCUGGAGCCUGAAUUAAAGGGUCCCUGCAAGGACCAGAUGACCCGGUACUUCUACAAUGCCAAAACCGGGUACUGUGAGCCAUUUGUAUAUGGCGGCUGUGAAGGGAACAAGAACAACUUCCAGACGUUAUCAGACUGCACAGUGACCUGCUGUCCAGUGACAGUAUCCCUGUGAGGACAUGUGAAGAGUGGUUCCCAGAAAAUGUGACGUCCGAGGAGGAACCCUGCAGGGCUGGGCCAUGGCUGCUUCUGAAACUGUUCAGUCUCUCGCAGUCCUUCUAUCCCCUACCUUCCUCAGCAGAACCUGUAUAAUUCCUUUCUUCUAUUGGUCAACAUGUCUAAGUCUGUCUCACCCAGCUGGCUCUCAGCACCACAAGAACAUCUUCCCUUUAUUCCUAGCACUGAGCUCAGCUGCUGGCACCAAGGACACAGUUCCUAAUUAUUGAAGGAAGAAAGGAAGAAAUGUAGGAGCACAUUCGUCAUGACCAGAGUAACUAUAGAGCCUGCAGUUUGACACAGGAUUUUUGUCUUAAACCAUAUCCUCACUACAUCCUCACCUUCAUCCCCCUCCCCACCAUCACUGCUCUCUUUGUGAGUGCCGAAUGUGGAGUUUCUCGCAUCCAGUUCUCAGAAUCAGUAAUGGGAG
Molecule: messenger RNA, 1002 nt
Organism: Odocoileus virginianus texanus
Lineage: Eukaryota; Metazoa; Chordata; Mammalia; Artiodactyla; Cervidae
Product: trophoblast Kunitz domain protein 1-like
Molecular function (GO): serine-type endopeptidase inhibitor activity
Source: RefSeq, a predicted model, not a curated record